Messenger RNA from Dicrocoelium dendriticum, 2877 nucleotides. The record is from the annotation of a GenBank genome assembly. Lineage: Eukaryota; Metazoa; Platyhelminthes; Trematoda; Plagiorchiida; Dicrocoeliidae.
AGUCUUCACACAACACAUGCCAAGGGACUACCGACAGAGUCAAAUUGCAUUUCUUCCCACGAGAUUGCGCUUGUGAAGAAGCCUUUUUGAAUGAAAUGCUAGAGCAUUAUCGGAAUUCGGACCAGACGCAGCUCCCCACUCACGAUUCCGUUACGUUGGUGUCAUCCGGACCGAAAUCUUCCUCCUCUUCUGUCUCGGAGUGUUCGGACGUAGAUAGUGUAGAUAGUGAAUUCGAGACCACCUCGCCGUUGAGCAGUCCAGAGUCGGAAAACAACGUCACCAAUUGUCUCAACCAUCGUAGUGCUUUGAAGCAGACUAUCUCCAAACGCAGAAUUCGAUCCCGAUGGAAUUGUGGCCCUCAUGGAUACCGUGCGUUGUCAAUGGACGGAGGCGGAGUUCGUGGUCUAAUCCUUGUACAAACUCUACGCACUUUGGAACGCGCCACUGGCAAACGGAUCGUUGAAUUGUUCGACUGGGUCGUAGGUACAUCCACUGGCGGCAUUCUCUCUUUGCUUUUGCUGCGAGGGAAGUGUUUGCGAUGCUGUCGUAGGAUGCUUUUUGGAUUCAAAGAUUCCGUAUUCUGUGGCAAGCGGCCAUAUCCUGCCGAAGGGUUGGAGAAGGUGAUACGCCGUGAGCUGGGAGAGCACACAAAAAUGACCGAUUUAAAGAGAAUCAGGGUAGCCAUCACUACAUUGGUGAGCGAUCGUUGCCCUCCGCUCUUUCAUAUGUUCCGCAAUUAUCAGUCUCCACGAGUACGUCUCAAACGACUGUUACAGCAGAAGCAGAGGGCAUCGGCAACUGCAGUGCCAAGCAAGAAGAAGCGUCCGACGAACAACAGCACCUCGACUGCCAAGUGCGCAGGUAGUGAGACAAAGAGUGUCGCCGGUUCUUCCUCCGUGCUCAACGCACUUAUGAGCGCCUCCGGAUUUCUCAUCGGUGGUGAUUCUAGCAACCCGGUUGCCCCCGUAGAGAACGAAGGCGGCUACAAGUUCGACCCACUGAUUCCUGACUCAGAGCAGCUCGUUUGGAUGGCUGCUCGCGCCACCGGUGCUGCACCCACCUACUUCCGGCCAUGUGGUCGUUUCCUAGACGGUGGUCUCAUAUCGAACAACCCGACGCUGGACCUUCUCACGGAAUUGCAAGAAAUGCACAUGGCUCAACAACUGCAAAACAAACCGGUUACUCCGCUCGCCGUGGUCGUCUCCCUUGGCACUGGCCGCAUGCCAGUUGAGCCCAUCGAGACGGUCGAUGUGUUUCGACCACAGUCGUUGAUGGAUACAUUCCGCUCCGCCAUGGGUUUCAGUUCAUUGGGCCGAAUUAUCGUCGAAGUGGCCACCAUGUCCGAGGGUCCGGUGGUCGAUCGAGCAAGCGCAUGGUGCUCGUCCCUUGGAGUUCCCUUCUUCCGUUUCAGUCCCCGUUUAUCUCUCCAUGUCACAUUGGACACGAUCGACACCAAAAUGCUACUGCAGAUGGUUUGGGAGACUGAAGCAUACCUCUACAAGACACGAGAGCGCAUCAAGGAACUUGCGUCCAUACUAUGACAAGACAAUGUGGAGGCUGCGCUGCGCUAUCGGCCAGUCACCCAUACUCCCUUCGCCACCAACUACGGUCUAAUGAGACCAUUUCCUUUUUUUUGUUACAUCAGUCUUUCAGAUGAACCGAUUUCUUAUACUCUUAUUUUUGUCAAAGCACUGGAUCCCUGUACCCUCCGUCCACGUAGCGUCAUCAGCUUCUUUCACAUCCGUCUUGCACCCGCAAAACUAUCCGGUCUUUGCAUUAUUAGAUUUUUUAAAUACUUUUAAUUACUGUUUUAUCUUUACCGCCGCUCUCUCUAUCAAACACGAAUACGAUGCCGCGUAUGUGCUUCGGAUUGAGUGCGCAGAUCCAAGCACCGUUUCGCGUUUGUUUUGAUACAGUGCUCGCUUUCUAUUUGGUUUUGCGGAGAUGAGAACUUUCUAUGUGCCCCAGAGUAGGUGCUCUAUUCUAAAUCUGCAUCGCUUAUAUAUUACCGAGCUAUUUUUUCUUACGACUGUUUUCAUCACUACUGAUAGCGUCUUUUUGCACCAUCUCACACCCCGGCAUAUUCGUACCAAUGAACCAAAUGAGAACAAAUACCACCGCUCCACAGCACUUCAACCGAUACGGAUUGGGAAACCAAAUCUAUGCUUAGAAACUCGUGCGGACCAGGAUUGUGGAAACUGACCCUUCACCCUUAUAUUCCGUUAUGUUCUCGUUUUUUAUCGGGCCUUUUUUGUGUAAACCCCUUAUCUUCGCUCAUUUAUAUUUGAAAUCUUUUAGGCAUUGUUAUGCGGCAACUGGGUUCACCUUACCUACCUCGGUGCACACAUCGUAGUUGACUCUUUAAACUCGGUUAGUCGCGCAAGUUCCGCUUUCAUAGCGACAAAAUCCUUGAUUUAACUACUGUACAUAUGUGAACCUUGAUGAGCUCUGAUUUUCUUUGGUAAACUCCGGAGCGAAUCCGAUGAUUGCAAGUGUUUUGGACUGAAUCGAAGUGUGCGUGCCAUGAAAUCAACUGCACUGCGUGACUGGAUGGCUUCCAUCCACAUGCCUUCUGGAAAUAUUCCCUCGUAUCUGUAUAUACGGUGUGUGGAUGGUGCAUUGCAGAUGACCCAUAGUCCGACCGUGGAUUCAAGUGUUUUUUGAUCAUUCUCAGUCACACAUGGAUUUGGGAAGGAAUGCUGCCAGCCGGUUCUACAAUGAGUAGCAUACAUUUGGCACAAUGCACGCGCGAAUAAGUGGUUGCAAUGACAAUAGAUUGAGAAAGUCCGAUAAUGGAUGCUACCCUAGCGACGGCCUAACCCGGACGGGGCCUUUCACUGGAACAUGAAUCAUACUUUAUCCGCUGCGGAUUCAUCA